GUCACCGUUGCAGUCAGACAAGGUCACCAGUCUAACUGCUGAGCCUCAGUCAGACCACUUGGAACAACCAUCUGAUAAAGCAGAGGGAAAUGCUCUUCAGCAAGGCUCUCAGCAACCCAGACAUCACCUGCAUGGACCAGAGGGUAUAAGCCAUUCCAACUCUAAACAGAAAGAGUUGAGGUUUGAUAUUUUUCAGGAGGAGAGCCCCAACGGUAACCCUGAUCUGAGUCAGUGCGGGCCCAGGCCCUCUGCAUUGGGCCCCAGUAUGGUUGAGAUUGCUGUUCAGAAUGCCAAGGCUUACCUACUGAAGACCAGCAGCAAGUCAGGCUUAAACCUAUAUGAUCAUCUUUCUAAUAUACUGACCAAGAUCUUAGAUGAGCGUCCUGAAAAUGCUGUGGACACCAUUGAAAAUAUCAGCCAAGAUGUGAAGAAAGCACAUUUUAGUAAAAAAUUAGAUACACUCCAAAAUGAGAAUGAGAUGCUCCCAACAUAUGAAAUAGCAGAGAAGCAAAAAGCUCUUUUUCUCCAGGGAAAUUUGGAAGGAGGUGACCAAGAACUGGAAGAUGAAAUAGCAGAAAGCUCUCUUCCGAAUGUAAUGGAGUCAGCGUUUUACUUUGAACAAGCUGGAGUUGGUUUGGGCACAGAUGAGACUUAUCGCAUAUUUCUUGCCCUUAAGCAGCUUACCGAUACCCACCCAAUCCAAAGAUGCCGUUUUUGGGGCAAGAUCUUGGGUCUGGAAAUGAAUUAUAUUGUGGCGGAAGUAGAAUUCCGUGAGGGGGAAGAUGAAGAGGAAGAGGACGAUGAAGAGGCAAUUGAAGAGCGAGACAACGGAGACAGCGAAGCUGAUGGCGACGAUGAUGAGUUACCAAGGUCCUUCUAUAAGGCCCCACAGGCUGUACCAAAAGAAGAAAGCAGAACGGGGGCCAACAAAUACACUUAUUUUGUUUGCAAUGAACCAGGAAGACCAUGGGCGAAGUUGCCUUCAGUUACACCUGCCCAGAUUGUUAUUGCAAGAAAAAUCAAGAAAUUUUUCACUGGGCGAUUGGAUAACCCCAUUAUAAGCUAUCCACCUUUCCCAGGAACUGAAAGCAAUUACUUACGAGCGCAGAUUGCCAGAAUUUCAGCAGCGACUCAUGUCAGUCCUCUAGGAUUCUAUCAAUUUGGUGAAGAAGAAGAAGAAGAAGAAGAAGAAGAGGAAGAAGAGAUAGACGGUGGGAGAGAGAGCUUUGAGGAAAACCCAGAUUUUGAAGGCAUCCAAGUGAUCGAUCUUGUGGAAUCCCUGUCUAACUGGGUUCAUCACGUGCAGUAUAUUCUCCCACAGGGUCGCUGUAAUUGGUUCAACCCCAUACAAAAAAGUGAGGAAGAGGAAGAAGAUGAAGAGAAAGAAGAAAAAGGAGAAGAAGCUGAAUACAUAGAACAGGAAGUAGGGCCUCCUCUUCUGACACCACUAUCAGAAGACAUAGAGAUCCAGAAUAUACCACCUUGGACAACACGGCUCUCCUCCAGUCUCAUUCCUCAGUAUGCUAUUGCAGUCCUUAGAUCAAACCUCUGGCCAGGAGCGUAUGCCUUUUCCAAUGGCAAAAAGUUUGAAAACUUCUACAUAGGCUGGGGUCAUAAAUAUAGUCCAGACAACUAUACACCCCCAGUCCCACCACCAGUUUAUCAAGAAUACCCCAGUGGACCUGAAAUUACAGAAAUGGAUGACCCAAAUGUGGAAGAGGAACAAGCUUUCAGGGCUGCACAAGAAGCAGCAACAGUACUUCCGGUCGAGGAGAAUGAAACUGAGGAAGAGGAAGAAGAAGAAGAAGAUGAUGAUGAUUAUGAAUAACAAGAACAAACUAGAGUCAAGAGGACAGUUCACCCGAGAGGGUGCCUGCUUUGACAUGGUUCCUGCUGUGGCAUCCCUCCAGCUCCUCCUUACCCCUCUCUGAAAUAUCUUAGCAAUUCUCAUUUUUAGGUUUAUGUAGUCUAUGACUGACAGUUUGCAGACCAUUCUGACAAACAAUUCUCUCAAACACUUUGAGGGGGAAUUUAAUCCCUACCUGAGCACUUCAGGAAGCGUAUCUAAGAGAAUGCCCUUUCUAUGUUCUGUCUAAGGGGAGAUGGGUCAAAAGCAGCAGCAAGUCUGUCCUGGUGAAGGACUUUGGGAUGAAAAGAACUAGAACAAUGAGUGGUGAGAGUUGAGGUUGGAAUGGUUAAGUAGGGGCCAAAUUGUGUACAGUACUAUCCAUAUUGAAUUCUUAUCCAUGAAAAAUGAAUAGGGCCCGAGUAGGAUUUCACAAAAUCACAUUGGGGGGAGGGCUCGGGUUCAGGUCCUGGAACAUGAUGGCAGAGGAGGACCUAGUGGGGGCUGAAUUGUUAUGUGGAAAACUGAGAGAUGUUAUGCAUGUACAAACUACUGUAUUUUACUGCUGACUGGAAACCAUUAAUGCCAAUAAAGAAAUAAAAAUAAAAACCAC
Messenger RNA from Erinaceus europaeus (western European hedgehog), 2459 nucleotides. RefSeq names its product radial spoke head component 4A (gene RSPH4A). The record is from RefSeq and is a predicted model, not a curated record. Gene Ontology annotation, biological process: cilium assembly; axoneme assembly; cilium movement involved in cell motility. NCBI's taxonomy places the organism in Eukaryota, Metazoa, Chordata, Mammalia, Eulipotyphla, Erinaceidae. The transcript is spliced from 6 exons. The coding region runs from base 266 to 1828 and encodes 520 amino acids. Gene Ontology annotation, cellular component: axoneme; radial spoke.